AUGUCAACAACCGACACCACCCCCUCCACCAACGACAUCACAAUCCCUCUACCAACAUCUCUUACCUCGACAAGCAGCACCCUCCCUAGCAGCACCAGCCAAGCCCUAAUCGCCCACCUACGCAACCAAGGCGCGAUCCCCGAGCUCUCGACCCUCCUAGCCGACAGUCUCGCACGGAGCGGCUGGACCGACCGAGUCCGGGCGCUCAGCGCGGAGCUCCUGCGCAAUGGCUCCUGCGACACAUUUCCAGAACUGAUGACGGAAGUACUGCGGCGGGCACGCAUCUCAAAGUCACAGGCCGCAGGAGACAAGCAGAUCGAGACGUCGGGUACGGGGAAAGACAAGGACAAGGGCAGCGACAAGAAAGGCGCGAACGGCAUCAGCACGCCCACUGGCGUGGCGAUCAACGGUGUCAACGGCAAUGGUGCUAUCCCCGUCAGUAAAGAGUGGUCGGGCGGACCCGAUGGCCUGCCGGACGUGAGGAUCCCGGAGACAACGGUCGAGGUCGCCGUCGAGUUUCUCAAGGACCGCAUCAAGGAUGUCGUCCAGCCGAUUGACGAUGACAGUGAUUGA
Messenger RNA from Exophiala bonariae, 573 nucleotides. RefSeq lists its product as uncharacterized. Gene Ontology annotation, molecular function: transcription coactivator activity. The transcript has a single exon. Gene Ontology annotation, cellular component: SAGA complex; nuclear pore. The record is from RefSeq and is a predicted model, not a curated record. Bases 1 to 573 code for a protein of 190 amino acids. Lineage: Eukaryota; Fungi; Ascomycota; Eurotiomycetes; Chaetothyriales; Herpotrichiellaceae. Gene Ontology annotation, biological process: positive regulation of DNA-templated transcription; mRNA export from nucleus.